AUGGAGGAAGGACGAAGUGGAAGCGAAUUGCAUUGCUCAUCGGGAAUGAAAGUGGAAUGGGUGGAAAUUGUGGAACCGCAGACACGGCAAUAUAUGUAUGCAAAUUUACGAACGGGUCAAUGUGCUUGGGAGCCACCAACUGGUGUACCAGUGAAGAAGACUGCAAGCAAUCAAUGGUGGGAAUUAUUUGAUACCAAUUCACAACGGUUCUACUAUUACAAUGCUACUACUAUGCAAACGGUAUGGCAGAAACCAGCAAAUUGUGAUAUUAUACCACUUGCGAAACUUCAGACCCUCAAAGAAAAUACCGAACUUCAUUCCAAUUUGGAGCAUGAUGAUGAGUGUCCAGUGUUUGAAAGAACAAUGACAACUAAACGAAAUACUGAAACGCAAACAUCACCGAAAGAAGAAAGGAGAUCCGGUAGCAGCCGUAGUUUAUCCCAUACAAUUUUUGCCCAAAAUAUUUCACCUGAAUCAGGAAUUGUAACAAGAAGACUCAAUUCACCACAUACAUCCAUUUCAAGGAAGGCAUAUAAUAAAUCAUCCUCUUCAGUGCAAGUUUCGCAUGGUUAUAUUGCACCGCUAGUUAAUACUGUUCAGGAUAUGCGUAUAUACUCAAAUCGAGAAUGCCUACCGCGAAAUGUUCCUGCUAUGCCAGUUGCUUCGUAUAUUCCUCGUGAUGACUCACUGGAAGGUCAUUCAACACCUCUGCACCGUCCGCAAAUCGUUAUGUCGACUCGUACAGCAUCAUCUGCUUCAACCAAUAUUAUGCCAUCAAUUAUUCAAUCUUCAGCUGGUAGUUCCAGCUCAUCACUUACAAUAAGCAGUAGUCGUCUUCCCCUUGAUGAUGGUGCAACACUGAAAAAAUGUCACAAUUCAACAUCAAGCCCAAAAGUUCGUGAAUUUAAUGACGCCACUCUUGGAGCAUCAGAUUGCUGGACUAAAGAAUCCAUCAAACAACCCGUUUCGGGCAAUAUGGAUGACAAGCAUGUGAAAAAAGAAGCACCAAAUAUGUUUAAAGUUAUCCAGAGCUAUAUGGGUGACCGGAAAAGUAAAACGUCCAUUGAUCAGCUGGCCUUAACACUAUGUGAAUGGGGUAUUUCAAAGGAAGGUUUGGCCGAUGAACUUUUUUGUCAAAUUAUGAAGCAGUUGACGGGCAAUGAGAGAUUUGACUCGAUACGAAGAGGAUGGGAAUUGCUUGCUAUUUUUCUGUCUUUUUUCUCGCCGUCAAAUUCGGAAAUAGCUCAGAAAUUGACUGAAUUUAUUGAAGCAAAUUCUGAUCGAUUAUUGGAUAUGCCCGAGGUGCCCGUCUCACAUUACGCUAUACAGUGCAGCAGACGUCUCGUGCGUUUAUCGGCUACACGACCAAAACCGUCGCUUAGUCUUAUUCAGGAAUCUCGUGUACAUAUUUUUAACCCACCGCAAUUUUGUACUCCUCUGGAAGAACUGAUGGAAAUGCAAGCGGAAAAGUAUCCAGAAAGAAUCUUGCCUUGGCUCGAAACAACCUUGAUAGAUUUGAUAUUAUCGGCAGAUGGACAACAUACUGAAGGUGUUUUCCGUGUACCAGCGGAUCCAGAUCAUGUUCAUACAGCACGAUUGCGUCUUGAUCGAGGACUUAUUCCGGUUGUGCGUGAUGCGCAUGUUCCAGCAGCGUUAUUAAAAUUGUGGUUACGUUCAUUGCCAGAACCACUACUGCCGGAUGCUUUUUAUCUACGUUGUUUAGCAGUAUGUGAUCAACCUGAAGAAGCAUGUCGUAUAGCUGAGUUGUUACCUGCUGUAAAUCGUCUAGUCUUAGCAAAAUUACUCGAACUUCUCCAGUUACUCGCAGAAGAAGAAACAGUGAAAUAUACAAAGAUGGAUGUAUGUAAUUUAGCGAUGGUAAUGGCACCCAAUGUAUUACGAUGUGGUAGUGAUGAUCCACGUGUUAUUUUUGAUAAUGCGCGACGAGAAAUGACGUUUCUAAAAACACUUAUUUUGCAUUAUGAUACUUCCUUUAUACGCUCUGUUUCCUAA
This is a messenger RNA of Brugia malayi, 2013 nucleotides long. Its product is annotated as RhoGAP domain containing protein. Gene Ontology annotation, molecular function: protein binding; GTPase activator activity. Gene Ontology annotation, cellular component: cytoskeleton; cytoplasm. The transcript has 12 exons. The record is from RefSeq and is a predicted model, not a curated record. Lineage: Eukaryota; Metazoa; Nematoda; Chromadorea; Rhabditida; Onchocercidae. Gene Ontology annotation, biological process: signal transduction. The coding region runs from base 1 to 2013 and encodes 670 amino acids.